GAGUUUUUGUCCGUGAAUACCCCGUUUUUUAACGACUCACAGCAACAACAUGUGGGCAAAGUUAAGGGAAUAAGACAAUAAACAUGCAACCUUUUUUUUUCAAAGAAGACUCCUGGGAAAAGGAAAAAUAAAUCAUUGUGUUCUGCAUGUGUUAAGUCUGUGGUUGUAAGGACAGGGCACAGCUCCUGACUUCCGCCUUCAAGUUACCUCCCACCUGUUAUACUUUUUUUACUGCUGGCUGCCAGUAAGAACAUCUGAGGGAGCACGUUUAGUUUCAUCUUCGCCAGAGUCUCUUUGUGCAGGAUCCCAGCUGGAGAGGAAGCUUGCACUGACCAAGGCUGCUCACCAGGAAUCUGACUGGUACUUCACUCUCUGUUUAAACUGGGCCGUCCUGCCAGAAGCUCGGCUAUUGAUGGCUUUUGAUGGCUGGUCUCCCUGUGUGCUUGCUGGUUCUUCAGUGGGGUGCGCUGUUGGUGGCAAGAGCAGCUGUGCUUCAGUCUCCUCAUUAUUGUUUGCAGCGAGGAGAGGAGAAAAUAGAAGAGGACCUGGGAAUGGCUGCCCCAACCGUUGUGACGAUCCAGCCGCAGUUUGGUGGGGCCAUGUCCUCUGUCUCGAGAUGCAUGUGGCAGACAAGCCUGAUGGACUGCUGCACCGACUGUGGUGUCUGCUGCUGUGGGAUGUUCUGCUUCCCCUGCCUGGCCUGUCAAGUGGCUGGGGACAUGAACGAGUGCUGCCUGUGUGGGACCAGCGUGGCCAUGAGGACCAUGUACCGCACCAGAUACAACAUCCCGGUCAGUGCUGAGCCUGCCUGCUCACCUGCUGCGAGUCCGAAAGACAAGGGGUCCAUUUGCUCUGACUUCUGUGUUACCCUGUGUUGCCCUGUGUGUUCCAUUUGCCAAAUCAAGAGAGACAUCAACCGCAGGAGGGAGCUUGGCAUAUUCUGAUGCUGCCAUCCUCGCUGCAUCCUUGGAGCUGCUGCAGGCAUGAGUCACUGCUGCCCUGACUGUUGGGAAAUGUACCCUGUGAGGCUUGGCUUGAUGGCAUUUUAUUUCCCCUAACUAACUGCAGCAAUAAAGUUUUGAGUUUGUCUUCCUA
Messenger RNA from Corvus hawaiiensis (hawaiian crow), 1095 nucleotides. RefSeq names its product placenta-specific gene 8 protein-like. The transcript has 6 exons. NCBI's taxonomy places the organism in Eukaryota, Metazoa, Chordata, Aves, Passeriformes, Corvidae. Gene Ontology annotation, biological process: positive regulation of transcription by RNA polymerase II. The coding region runs from base 423 to 944 and encodes 173 amino acids. The record is from RefSeq and is a predicted model, not a curated record.